UCACACACACGUCCCUGUUCUCAUCAUGGCUAUGCAUGGUACUUUGAAGAUAUUAAAUGAAGUAUAAAAUCCACUGAUCAGUGUUGGUUGUAAAUGAAUAGAAAUGAGCUAAAAUAACUGAAUUCUGGUGAAGAAAUGAGGGAUGUUGUGUGAAUCUGACUUCUGUCAUCAGACUGGUUCUCCUCAGCUCUGCGCUGCCUCGCAGGUGAUUGCUGUAACUCGACUCACCUGCUGAAAAAAUUGCAGUUUGAGCUCAGUGUCCUGUUCUGUUUACUGCUGGGCAUUUACUGAUGAAAGCCUGCAGCUGCCAGUUUAUAUUUAGAUGAUCCUGUUUGACCUUUGCCAUGUGGAAUCAAGGCUGCAGUCAUUCCAUUGUUGGAACCUCAAGCUACAAAACUGCACCAUCAAAGAAAGCCCACCUUGAGAUUUUUCCCUGCACCGUAUCUCAGCUGCUGGCUGCUGCUCAACUCAGCAAUGAUUGCUUCACUAUCUGCAACUGUGAGCUCAAACAGGUUUCUGUUGUUGGAAUCAUCAGAGGAUUUGCUCCAUUUGUGACCAACGUUCAGUACUCUGUGGAUGACAUGACUGGUCCACCCCUGAAUGUAAAGCGUUGGGUUAACGUGGAGGACUGUUCGCUGAUGACCAUAGCUUCUCCAGGAACGUAUGCGAAGGUGAUUGGAAGCCUACACAGCUACAGUCAGGGACAAAGGUCAUUACUGGCAAUGGAAAUCCGAUGUAUAAAGGACCUGAAUGAGAUCAGCUCCCACAUGUUGGAAGUGGUACAAGCUCAUAUGAAGCUUUUCGGAAAGGUUUUUGAUGUGAACAUGAACACCACUGUGGUGCCGGAGCCUGACUGGAGCAGUGGGAUGGAUCCACAAGAUGUUUUACCAAAUGGUUUGUCCACAGUCCAGGGACAGAAUUGCUGCUGUGUUUAGGACCAGUGUCCUGUAGGUGACCCUGUUUGGGUCAAGCUUUGAAUGUGGGACAGAUGACUUCACAUUUGACUCUAAGGUAGUUCGUGGUUGACUUGACAACUGCAAGCGUCUACAGCGGCUCUUUGAAGAAACCUGUAUAAAAUGAGCUACAACAACAAUUCAUUUCCCUUUUGGGAUGAGUAAAGUAUUUUUGAAUUGAAUUAAAGGUGCCUAAAUCCUUGGCUUCAAAACAAGCCAAAAUCCUCACUCUUUCACCACCAUGAUAGAAAUGAUCUUACAAACCUUCUCAGAUUGAUCUGCAGUAGCAAUUGCUUUUCUAAGCUCAUUGCCAUUGUCUUUCCAUCCUGGCAUUGUGACACUUGUAUACUCUAGACCAAGAAACAACCAAAACACCUGUUGGUGAUGUUUGCUAGUAAUUAAUGAAGUGCAUUUUAUUAUAGUUUUACAGUAUAGUAUUACAGAAAUGUCUUAAAUAUGCUUUAGAAAUGUAUUUUUUGGUUUCCAGAUGUCUCCUGUAUGAAUAAACUAGUCACAUCCA
Molecule: messenger RNA, 1473 nt
Organism: Girardinichthys multiradiatus
Lineage: Eukaryota; Metazoa; Chordata; Actinopteri; Cyprinodontiformes; Goodeidae
Product: replication protein A 32 kDa subunit-like
Exons: 8
Coding region: 345-935 (196 amino acids)
Biological process (GO): DNA replication; nucleotide-excision repair; double-strand break repair via homologous recombination
Cellular component (GO): nucleus; chromosome, telomeric region; site of double-strand break
Molecular function (GO): DNA binding
Source: RefSeq, a predicted model, not a curated record